AUGAAUUAUCUGUCUCUUAAUGUCUGGGGUAUGGGUUCGGUUUCGAAAUCUGGGUGGGUCAGUGGCUUAAGGAAGGAGUACAAGAUCAAUUUCAUUGCCAUUCAGGAGUCCCAGGUCGAGGAAGUACGUUUUGAUUUUGCUGCUAAUUUUUGGGGAGAUUCUAACUUUUCCUUGGAGUCGGUGGGUGCUACGGGUAGGUCUAGGGGCUUGGUUUGCAUGUGGGAUCCUAAAGUUUUUCGGGUUCAAGGGGUUACUAAAAACAGGAAUUUUUUGCUGCUCAACGGGAUUAUACUGGGGAAUAAUCAGCCUGUUAAUGUUAUAAAUAUUUACGCCCCUCACAGGGCUGGGGAUAAAAAACGCUUUGGUAUAGUUUGGCGGAGUGGUCUUGUUGAGUAUAGCAUGAAAGGACGGCGUUUCACUUUUCUCGCUCCGAAUUCUAAUAAACUUAGCAAAAUCGACAGGGUUUUGGUGUGCAAAGAUUUUUUUGGUGCUUCGCCGGAGGCGUGUCUUAGGGCGUUGCCAAGAUUACAUUCUGAUCACUGUCCAGUUAUCCUUGAAACUUCUCGUAUUAAUUUUGGGGCUAAACCUUUUAGGUUUUUCAACUCUUGGCUCCAAAAGGAAGAUUUUGAUAAUUUGGUGGAAAAAGCGAUGGAUUCUUAUGUCAAGGUGGGGGGAAGGCCUGAUGUGGUUCUGGCUAACAAAUUUAAACAUUUAAGGAAUAUUAUUAAAGAUUGGAGGAAUGAGAGGUGUGCCAAAGAUAAAGAAGAUGAUAUAAGGGAUAAAGAAGAGCUGGAGCAAUUAGAUAAACUGUGCGAAGAAAGGGAGUUAUCUGAAGAAGAGGUUUUGUGA
Helianthus annuus (common sunflower) is the source of this 849-nucleotide messenger RNA. RefSeq lists its product as uncharacterized. The record is from RefSeq and is a predicted model, not a curated record. The transcript has 2 exons. Bases 1 to 849 code for a protein of 282 amino acids. NCBI's taxonomy places the organism in Eukaryota, Viridiplantae, Streptophyta, Magnoliopsida, Asterales, Asteraceae.